CUGCGAUUGGUCUGUGAAUGAGCUGAUCACACCCUGGGUUUCAUUUUUAAGGGAAGGUUUCAACGUGCAAACGUUCUGAAUCUCCAACACAUUACGGUCACGAUGGGGUUCACUGUUGAAGAUGUGGAGUUUACCGCUGGCCAAGACCUGACCAUUGUUGGCAAGGUGAACUCUGGCUGCGAUGCCUUCUCCAUCAAUAUCGGCCAUGACAGGGACUCCGUGGCCUUGCACCUCAAUCCUCGUUUUAAAUUCAACAGGGACCGCAACGUCAUCGUGUGUAACUCAAACCGCAGUGGAUGGGGAAAGGAGCAGAAAGAGAAACACUUUCCAUUCCAACGUGACCAGACCUUCAAGGUGGUGAUUAACUUCAACAAUGAGCAUUUUCAUAUCACACUCCAGGACGGCAAACUGAUAAGCUUUCCAAACCGUUUCGGAGACGACAGCUUUAAAUUGCUCUACGUGGAUGGUGAUGUCACGAUAAGCAACAUCAAGAUGAAGUGACAUGCUCCACAACACUCAGAUCACUCUCAUACUACACAGAAUAUACAUGUGUACACUAUUACAUGUUGUCUGACUGUGUAUGGAGUAAUUGUUUUGUAAAGCUUUGUAGAGCUUGGAAAUAAACAUCACUUAUUAAAAAAUUU
Messenger RNA from Clarias gariepinus (North African catfish), 644 nucleotides. RefSeq names its product congerin-2-like. The coding region runs from base 103 to 501 and encodes 132 amino acids. The transcript has 4 exons. Lineage: Eukaryota; Metazoa; Chordata; Actinopteri; Siluriformes; Clariidae. The record is from RefSeq and is a predicted model, not a curated record. Gene Ontology annotation, molecular function: laminin binding; carbohydrate binding; galactoside binding.